Molecule: messenger RNA, 2626 nt
Organism: Portunus trituberculatus (swimming crab)
Lineage: Eukaryota; Metazoa; Arthropoda; Malacostraca; Decapoda; Portunidae
Exons: 3
Coding region: 533-2626 (697 amino acids)
Source: RefSeq, a predicted model, not a curated record
CGCGAGCCAGGCAGUGCACGCCGAAGACCCAUCCUUGUUAUUGUUGACAGCAAGAACGACCGUGACAAUACCCUGGCAAAAUCAUCAGAACUGAAGGAACGUGGUGCCCCAUAUGACAAAGUCUUUAUCAAGAAGGAUGUACACCCAGCAGUUCAGCAGGAAUGGAAAAGAUUACGUGAUGCCGCAGCAGCGGAAAAGGAACGACCACAGAAUCAGGGGUGUACUAUUCGUUUAGACGUAAGGGAAAGAAAACUGUAUUGUGAAGGAGUGGUGAUUGAUCAGUGGAAUUUGUACCAUUUUUAGGAAGACCACAGAAUCAGUGUAAAAUUAUGUCAUGGAAUAUAAAUUCUGUAAAGACGAAGACUGAAAAAAACAGCUGUGAUAUAGUGUGUUUGUGUGAGGUAAAGACUGCACUACAAGUGUCAGUCCCUGGAUUUGUAUGUUAUAGUAGUGUUGAUCAAAGAAUCGUGGUGGCGUCUGUGUGUUAGUUAAGACAAAGCUGCGGCAGUAUGUCACGGAAGUGGAUACCAAGAUGAGAGAUCAAGUGUGGAUGAAGUUACAGUGUUUUCCUGGUGUGUUAUUUGGGUUUUGCUAUGCCCCCCCUCCAGACUCGCCAUACUUUGAUUUCGCUACACUUAGUUACAUUCAAGAGAGGGUGAAGUCGAGAGAAGAUGGAACUAAUUGUAUCAUAGUUGGGGAUUUGAAUGCUCGAUUCGGAGAAACAGUGAGUGAGAUUCCAGAAGCCCUUGGACUCGAACAGCUGUCGUACCCGAGCAUUCCGAACCAGAUUCGUACACCUAAUGAUAACGUUAGGGUUUUGCUCGGUAUCUGUCUCGAAGGUAAUCUUCUAGUGAUGAACAACCUACAAACACGAGACAAAUAUUUUCCAAGUAAACUUACGUAUAGGCAGGGCAUGCAGUUUGUAUCAGAGUUGGAUUUAUGCCUUGUAUCACCAAAUGUUAUUGAUUGUAUCCAUAGCUUUGAUGUCAACCAGGAUGUGUCAUUGCCUUCUGAUCAUGCUCCCAUAUCUGUAUCGUUGAAGCCUCCAUCCUUCAAUAUGAAUUCUUUGUAUGACCGAGCUUGUGAGUUAGGAGCUCAUGCUGCUUUGAUCUCACCAUCACACUCUAGAUUGGUAGAGAAACCAAUUAAAUUUGACUCCAUUGAUCCUGAAAUGUUUUCAGCUGUACUGUCUCUACAUGAUCCCCCCUCAUCUGAUGACAGUGUUGAAGCCAUGACGCGUAACAUACGUGACACGUUAUACAAAUGUGCAGGAGAGUCAAGGGUUGGUAACCAAACCCCACAAUAUGAUGAACGCCUUGGUAGAUGGGAUCGCUUAUUAAAGUGUGGUGAUGAAGCACGUAUUUGGAGUAGCAUUAACUGGCGUGGAGAAGUGCACUGCAAUGAUGCUAAUAUAACAACCCCAACUGAUACGGAAUUUAAAGAUUAUUUAGAACAAACUCUAAACCCACCUUAUGUUGAAGAACAUGAUGUUGAUGUUCAUACUAAUACUUACAUUCCAAUUUUAGAUGAUCCUAUCACCCAACAGGAAGUAUACAGACAAAUCGGCAAGUUGAAAAGCAACAAGGCCUGUGGUCCUGAUGGGUUAACACCGGGAAUAUUCAAACUGUUGCCAAGGAGUUGGAUUCUGUGUAUUGUUACUUUGUUUAACUCUAUAUUCAUUUCAGGCAUGUACCCUCAAAGCUGGAUGUCAGCUAAAAUGAGUAUGGUGUUCAAACGUGGAUCACGAGCUAUGGUCUCGAACUAUCGAGGCAUCAGUGUAAUCAAUAGUUUGUCUAAAAUAUAUGACAUGAUACUUUGUGAUCGACUGAGUAAAUGGUUCAUACCGUGUCGUGAGCAGGCAGGAGGCCAGGCUGGAAGAGGAUGCACUGAACAUAUUGUACCUCUUAGAUUAUUGACAGACUUAGCAAAAAGAAAGAAAUUCAAGUUAUUUAUUGUGUUUGUAGAUUUUUCGCAAGCUUACGAUAGAGUGAGGAGAAAUAUAUUGCUUACUUCACUAAUGAGGUUAGGGUGUGGAAUGACUAUGCUUUGCGCUAUUGUUACUAUGUAUAGAGAAACUAACUGUAUUGUGGGUACUACUGCACUUAUUACUGCUUCUAUUGGUGUACGCCAGGGAUCCCCGACUUCUUGUUUGUUGUUUAUCUUAUAUGUGAAUGAUCUUAUUAGAAUGUUAAUACAAAAUUGUGGAUGGGAUGGCUUUCUAGGCUGGUUGCAUGUGCUUGCCCUCAUGGAUGAUACCAUUUUAUUGUCAACCUCUAGGCAUUCUAUGAUUGAAAAACUUAAGAUUCUAAAUAGGUUUUGUAAUACCCAUGAAAUGAAGAUAAAUGUGCGUAAAACUAAAUUUUUUGUAGUGAAUGGUGACGAUGAAGAUAAACAGCCAAUUAGGAUAGAUGAUGUAGUGGUUGAAGCUUGUGAUCGUUAUGUAUAUCUAGGUAGUCCGUUUACAGCUGACGGAAUACGAGUGAGCGGCCACUCGCUUGCUGUGGAAGAGGGCGGUGGAAUAGGCGUGGGAGGGGCCGUUUGCCUAUGGAAGAGCGCCUGUGUGAGUGUGGUGAAAUCCAGUCCGAAAGGCACGUACUCGAACAGUGUCCUAAAUCAGCUGGGCUGA